Ectocarpus sp. CCAP 1310/34 is the source of this 2091-nucleotide messenger RNA. NCBI's taxonomy places the organism in Eukaryota, Phaeophyceae, Ectocarpales, Ectocarpaceae. The record is from the annotation of a GenBank genome assembly.
AUGGGCCGAUCUAGUCUGUUCGCCGCCGGUGCACUCUCCCUGUUCCUGGGUAGCGUGACCGGCCAGGACUCGUGCGUCCAGGUGGCGUCCCCGACAUGGGCGGCCACCUGCCCCUGCGACUCGGACGGCCAGUACUCCUUCACGAUGGAGGGGAAGACCACGGUGACGGCGAACACGGUUAAUGUGGCCGUCAUCAUCGAUUCCUCAGGGAGCGUGAACAGCGACGAAUGGGACAUGUCGAUAGCGUUCGCGAAGAACGCUGUUUCUUCCUUCGCCGACCAGAACCUCUUCACCAACGGCGGGAGCGCCUCCAUAGCUCAGUUCUCCAAUUCUGCGUCGGAGGGCGGCACCUUCUACUCUCUCGAGGACUUCAACGACUUCGUCGACGGAAGCACCAAGUACCAGUCGCAAGGAACCAACAUCAUCGCCGGCAUCGCCAAGGGCAGGGAGCUCCUCAACGCCUCUCCCACCACCACUUCCUUCAUGAUCGUCAUUACUGACGGACAAUCCUCCAGUCCUAAGGACGAAGCGGACGCCGCCCGAGCUGAGGGCACCAUCGUGUACGCCGUCGGCGUAGGUUCAGGCCCGACGGAAUCAGUCCUUCUCGAUAUCGCAGGGGAUGACUCCAACAAAUUUAGCGUCGACGACUUCGACGAGUUGGACGGAAUCUUGUCUGCGUCCGGAAGCAGCGUGCCCUGCGCCGCCACGGGUGCGACGGUGACUGUCGAAUUCAACGGCAUGGUGACGGGGGCCACCGUGGACGGCGGCAGCGCCACCUACAACGGCGGCGAGGUAGUCUUCACCGUCGGCGACCUCGAGGCCACCCCGACCGACUUCGAGGUCUCGUUGGACUGGUGCGGAGAGCCCGAGGGCGGCGAGAUCAUUGCGUCCGUGUCCUACACCGACGACGAGGGAAACACGCCCGACCUGUCCUCCCUCGAGGGGUCGGCCGUCGUGCCCACCUGCGGUAAGCACGCGCGUGACAGAGUGAUUGAUGACCAUGUGGGCGUGCAUGUGGCAAGCAAGGGGUGCGGUGAUGAUGACGUGCACGUGUCGACAAUAUUUAGGAUGGAAAGAACAACAGACGGUAGGUGUCGCGGUCAGUUUUUGCACCCUCUUCAAGAUCUUGGUGGUAGAGCACUUGAGCUCCAGAAGUCGGUCAAAAAUCUAGGGGGAGUCAUCUGCCCUAAAGGUAGCCACAUCUGCGACGACCCCCACAUGAAGGGCCUGCUCGGCCAGAGUAUCGACUGGUUCGGCGUCGACGGUGAGUGGUACUCCUUCGUCAAGGACCCUGACAUGGAUCUGCGCGUGAACGUACGGCUCACGGCGCCUCUCCCCGACGACUUUCCUGAUCGCCAGCUGGUCACCGGCCUCUCGGUCAUUUCUGAGGGACAUUCUCUGGUUCUCGAGGUGACGAACCCCUACUCGACGGACUUAAACGACGGCUGCCCCGACGGAAGCCCGACGCCAUGCCUGGCAAACGGCGGACUUAGCGUCACCGUGGAUGGCGAGAAGAACGUCGGGCUAAUACACCCCAUCAGGGGCGAGAUCCUACCUGGUGGCAUCGAAGUGUCCGCGGACAACCUCCCGGUACAAUGCUGGCAGUUCGGUGGGCACAAGAUCUGGGCCCGCCACUACGAAGCCAUUCUGGCGAGGCGCAAACUACGUGCCCAGUCCUUCGAAGAUUGGGUUUUGAGCUUUACGGACAUGGCAGCCCACGAUUGGUGCACCGAGUACAUAAGCGAGAAGGGCCUUACGGGCGUCCAGUCGUCUCACGCCAUAUACCAGAUCGUCACGCCGGCGGUCGUCGUGCGCCUCAACGUCGGCAUCGGUCACCAGGACGGGGAUGAGGUUGACUGGGACGGUCGCGUGCUCCCCGACCUCGACGUGUGGCAGAUGGACGUCGGCCUCACAGGUCUGUCCCUCGAGAACGAAGCGCUGACCGGAAUCCUGGGAGAGACGGCCCGCCCUGUUUACGACGAGGAUGGACACGCUGUGAUGGCGGGGGACGACGCCUACCGCGGGACUCCCGAGGACUACCGUGUGUCCGGUCCCCUGGGGAUGGACUUCGCUCUUCUACACCAGAAGUGA